Molecule: messenger RNA, 562 nt
Organism: Drosophila persimilis
Lineage: Eukaryota; Metazoa; Arthropoda; Insecta; Diptera; Drosophilidae
Product: mitochondrial intermembrane space import and assembly protein 40-B
Exons: 1
Coding region: 12-497 (161 amino acids)
Biological process (GO): protein import into mitochondrial intermembrane space
Cellular component (GO): mitochondrial intermembrane space
Molecular function (GO): protein-disulfide reductase activity
Source: RefSeq, a predicted model, not a curated record
GAGGCAUUAAGAUGUCAUUUUCAUUUUGCAAACAGUUCGGCAAGGACAAGGUUAUCUUCGUGACCAAGGAAGACCAUGCGACUCCAAGCACAAUUGAGCUGCCGGCGCCAGAGCCGGCUGAGGGCGUAAUCACAAAGGACGGCAACAUUAACUGGAGCUGUCCCUGCUUGGGAGGUAUGGCCACAGGACCGUGCGGCGUUGACUUUCGCGAGGCAUUUAGUUGUUUCCAGUACAGCAAAGCGGAGCCCAAGGGAUCAGAUUGCUUUGAGGCCUUCACCAAAAUGCGCGACUGCUUCCAGCUUUAUCCCACCGUCUACAACAAAGCCAAUGGCGGCAUCGAUGAUGACGAUGAUGAUCCACUGGCUGAUGCUUUACCCGUUGACACUUCGUCUGAAGUUCCAGUCAAGGAGGAUCAGCCGGCCGAAAGUGGGGCACCUGCUCCACCCGCUGAAGUUGUGCCGUCGCAGACCAGCUCGGCGGUAGAGAAGGCUCAAUAAGACAACAUUUAUGAUUACUAUGGAAAUUUCUGGAAAAAAUAAAACAUGCCGAAAGUCCCUAAAAA